AUGAACCUGUUCAACCAAAAAAUCACAUCGUCUGACGUGGAUAGGCGUCCGCUUCAAUCGCUUACAUUUACACCAGUAUUUCUAUCGGAAGUUUCGGAAAUCACCGCAUAUCUAUACAACCGUUUACCCAAUACUUUGGAAUUCUCUUCGCGCUUAGAGAUAUGCAAUGAAAUAGCAGAAAAACGUGUAACAGCCGACUUCCAAAUUUAUCCCCAAUCUGGACAUGUGAACCCCGGAGAAAAUCUUUCAAUUGUAUUUACAUUCAGGACCCGAUUUGCUGAUAAGGAAGAGGGAUUUGUAUCCCACGAAACUCAUUUUGCUGAUGUUGCGGUGUCGGGUUACGUUAUAUUUGCCUAUGAAGCUUUUGGUAGCAGCGACGCUAGCGAAACUGGGAUUUUGAGACUUCCAUUCUACGCUCACUCCGUGCCAGUUGCCCUGUCUAUUAGACACGGAUCCUUGGUGCAGUCUGACUUCUCAACUACCUUUGCUCAAGUAGCCCUGGACUUUGGCUGCUGUUCAUUAGAAGACGCGACUGAAAGAUCAGUCAUUAUUAGCAACCACUGCACACUACUACCGGUGCGGUUUGCUUGCUCAAAGGUUGCUUACUUUGCCUGCAAACCGUGGCGUGGACUUGUGCCACCUGGAGCGACCAAGGAGAUCACCGUCGUCUUCUCACCCAAGCGUCUUGGCACGGUUUUACGCAAAAUGAGGCUGUCAAUACUGGGUCGCGCGCUGACGAUUGUUGCAGAAGCGACAAUCACGUUGUCAGGAGAGGCAACUCUGUCUUCGUGUCCUCAAUAUCCAAGAACCGUGGAUUAUGGAAGGUUGUGCCUAAACACAGAAGCCCACAAACAACUUGUAGUGUCUAAUCGCUCGGCAGUCCCCACCUUCAUAUCGGUUGUUCCAGGUGAAAAAAAUAUCUCAGUCAGUGAGCCAUCAAGUCAAACAGUUCCUGGCCAUUCCAGUUGCACUUUCACCGUCUCUCUUCAACUCAGCAAUUAUGGCGCAUUCUCAGGGAAUGUACACGUGAGGUUGGAUGGACGGCCUUUCGAUUCUGUUGGCGUGGAAGCUUUUGUUGGAGAACCGUCUUUGGAAAUUGAACCGGCCAAAAUUGCAUUGAAACCGAGCACUGCCGUUGGUGAACUUGUCUCUGAACGGGGUUUAAGGGGUUUUGUGCGCCUAAUCAACCACCUGAAUGUGCCCAUCGCUUUCACGUGGACUUCCGCAAAUGGCAGUAGAUGUUUCCAGAUUUUUCCGAGAUCAGGAGCUGUUUCACCACAUUCGUGCUUGGACUGUGAAGUCGCCUAUCGAUAUUCCUUCGCGCAACCAAUUAGUUCCACUGACAGAGUCCUGUUCCACCUGUCCACGUCAUCAGAAGACGCAGGUCUGCAAGGCACGCCGAAAUGCCUCGAGUGUGAAGUUCGACUUCCACCGGCUGAACUGACCUCGGUCACGAAACGCAUCAAGUUCCAGGACGUCGCUUGUGGGUUGCCGGCAACGCAGAUGUUUGCUCUGCACAACAGAGGCCCCGGACUAGCGUUCGUCGAGGUCAACUCCCCGUGGCCGCAGGAUGAAAUUUCAAUCGUGGUUGAGCCAAUCGAAUGCGAGAUCAGGGCGAGGGAACAGGCAGUGUUUCAGGUGACUUGUUGCGUGCGUAGAGAGGGUCACUUCGAAACUCCGAUUGCAGUUCUACACCGUGGCAAGGAGGUUAUGAAUUUGACAGCCCAGGGUAACUGCGUUUGGCCAAAGAUUGCCAUUUCGCCCUCGUGUUUGUACUUUGCUGGAACUCCUGUUGGAAGCCAAGCCAGCUCAGCGUUUACGGUAAGCAACACAUCGACAGUUCCCGCGCAAAUAGCGUUUGCGUUCGACGGCAACAGGGACUUCGAGGUGAGCUGUGGAGACGGCGAACCAGACAACGAACUCCAACCCUCAUCGUCAAAAGAAUAUCGACUCAUUUUCAAACCCAACAAGAUUUCCAACUACGACUUUCAACUCCCUCUACUUGUGAAUAAGACAAGGAGUUUGCAGGAAUUUUGUCGAAUUAGGGCGACCGGAGUUCGUCCAAUGGUGUGCAUCUCGCCGUCAAGGAUUCUGCUCAAACGCAGUGUACCCGUUGACAAAGAGGGCAUUGAUGGUGCAUGUUUUUACAGGGAAAUUCGCAUCGAAAAUGUAACAUCUGAAAUGCUAAGCUGGCAAAUCGACAUGCCCCAACUGCCUCAAUCAAUGUCAAUUUCACUCACAAGUGGUGAAACUGACGGAACCGCGGGUCAGUUGACAGGGAUUUUGAUGCACCUCGGUGAAUCUGUGGUUAUUUCAAUGAAAGUGGUCCCGCCAGACCAGCCUUGUUCACACAGCAUUGCGCUCUCAAUCAAGAUCACCGAUCACUUGGAUCGCCACCAGGCAGAAAUGGUGAUGCUUCGAGUUGAAGUGACUGAGCCUCAAAUUACUUGUGUUCCAUCGCGCAUCUUCUUGCCACCCCUCGCCCUCUCGACGCCAGUUAAAAUCGCGCUCAUGUUGAAAAUCGAUUGUCUAGAAGGCAGCUUUGAGUUGAGGAAUAUCGUGUUUGUAACCGGGAGAAAAAAUUGCACCGACGACUAUCUGCUCCGCGUGGAUCUCCCUCAGGGUCGUGUUUUCCGACUUGCCGAGGGCUGUCUGCAGCUGCGCGCAUUCCUACAGUUUGAAUCUUCAGAGAUCACGUGCAUCGCCAAUCGCCCACAGCCACCAUGCCUCGUGUUCAUUGUGCAGUCUCGUGAAAAGGACUGCAAUUUUGUGAUGCGCGCUUGCGUCCUCGUUGCUUUCAGUGCUGACAGCAGUCUCCUGAGCCUCACUCACCUCAGGAACUUGUCGCACGGGCUGGAAGAAGCCACAAUAUCAGGUGAAAGUCUGCUGGCAUAUCCUCUCAACUGGAGUACAAGGACUACCACAACUGUUGAACUCUGGCUACGUCACAACGGUUUUGUAGACGGUCCACGAGGUCUGCGAUUCCCCGAUGACUUCCGGAGGCGCUUGUCAUUGGACGACAUCAGGUUAGAGCGCACCAAUCAGAGCCGAAAACUAACUGUGCACAAUCUGGGAGGUCUUAUUGAAUGUCUGUCGCAUGUCGUGGGGGUUUGGAAUCCACCAGGAGUCCCAAGGUCCAUUUCCUUGCCACUCGAGGACACAGCCAAGUGCACCGCCAUUAUAUACAAUCACCUUUCAGCGUUGAUUUGCUUUGUUGAAGCUCAAGGUGGGUGUUUGAGUCACAUCUUUCCAGAAUACCUUAUGACACACAAGGACUACAUUCGGUGGAUCGAACACGGACGUCCUUGUGGAUACGAUCAGGUGAUCAGAGUGGACGGCCUUGACGUAGAUCCAUCAGAGGGAAAUGUCAUUAUUCCAAAGACAGUAACGACGAAUUUCAAGGGAAACACCAGCAUUGCUUGCUCUUCCAUUUCUAAGUUAUCACCUGAGGAAUUUGAGUGCAUUUCUCGUAUUGCCUGGACUGACCUCUUUCUCCAACUCAUCAAGUGCUUCGAAAUGCGCCCGCUUUGGAGCAAGUCGUCUGAGCACGAGCUUCUCUCGUGGGUUAACUCUGCCAUCGGGCGUAGUUGGAGGGACCUUUGCGAGGAAAAUGGGCGGCUGACGUCGUCAACCUGGCACCGUCCUGGCGCUCCAAAAGUGGCCAACUUCGACACCGACUUCUCAAAUGGGCUGGCCUUAGCUUGCCUCAUUGCGCAUCAUGUGCCGUUCAUCGUGAAGGAGAGUCUUUCGGAGCUGAUUUUGGAUCCACACGAACCCCAAGACAGAUUCCACAACUGCAUUCAGAUUGUCAAGGCUCUCGCGUUAAUUCACGUUGACUUCCAGCUGACACCAGAUGACAUCUACAAUACGAGCGACGUCUACGUAUUACUACUGCUAACAAGGCUGUAUCAGUGUUUGCCAGGAUACGCAGUCAAAUCCUCGCUGGCAUUCGAAGGCAACUUACAGGCGCUUGUGCAACAGGACUUGACCUUGACUAACCCAACCAAUCAGAAACUUGUUUACAGGUGCUUCGUCAUUGGUGAUGAAGGUCACUUAUUCGGUUUUGUCGAGCCGUCGCAUAGAGGGAAGAGCAAAACUCCACGGCGUACACGAACGAAGCAGAUUUCAUUGGCUGGAAACUGUCCGUUUACAUUACACUUGUGCUACAAAGUACAAUCGCUUCGACGUGUCCAAGCGCAUCUCAUGCUGAUCGCGGAGAAAGGAACCAACGCUAUGGGUUCAGCAAUGGUGUUUGAACUUACUGGCGAACCUUGUUCACUUCAAACUGAUGAAACCUUCCAUUUCAACACAACCUGUUAUCGACCACAACUCAAAUUACUGUCUAUCAGGAAUAGACUUCGGUGUGAAGGCGUUUUUGCGGUUCGCCUAGUAGAAUCGCCACGAAAACCAAUUACAGACAGCGCUUCAACAGGCCUUGGAAGCUCGUUAAGCAGUCUACGCGGUUUCACGUGCAAAACUGCCGAGGUGAGGUUCAGAGGCGAUUCAGAAGAGGACGUAGAUGUGGUCUUUCACCCUUUUGGCCCAGGCGUCUAUGCUGCCAAGCUGAUCUUUUCCAACCAAUCACAUGGCGACUUUGUGAUUGACAUUCGUGGCUCCUCCGAGUUACCACUUCCAGACCAGGAACAACGAAUUACUUGUCCGAUUGGGUUGAACCACCGUGUGGAACUGCUCGUAACGCUUGAGAAUGUGGAGAAGAUGCACACGCUGGAAUGGCUCGCGAGGUACUUGCUGUCACGCCCGGAAUUGGAGAGAAUUUCGAUGUCGCGCCUCCUAUUGGCUAGCGAGAUGUCCAAAAUUUUAGCUUUGCAUAACUCAGAGACUGCUUCAACGAACGGUGGAGGAUUAGCGGACAGGAUUCAUUUCCGCGUUGAGUGCAAUUCUGCCUUCGUGAAAGUGCCGCCAGUCAUUGAGGUACCGCUGAAAGAAAGAGCGCAUGAGCGUCCAAUGGAACACUUCAACGUGCCUUUGACGAUUUCCUGUGACACACCAGGAUCUCACCACGUCGACGUCUUACUCAUCGCACCCGAUGACCUCCGACGGAUUCAGCUGGAGUGCGUGGCGUCGGUGGAGGCGACAACUCCUUCCACGGUGUAUUCCAUGAAAGCUCACGAAGAAAGUCGUCAGUUAAAUGGACAAUUCUCCAACGACUGUACUACAUUUGUAACUGACGAUUGGUCGAAACUUGCCCACACACAGUCGCCAACCAAUCAGACGGAUCUAGAGUGUCUGCUGGGUGGAAGAAUUGAUAUAAAAUGUCGUGUUGGCAGAUGCGUGCACACAGGCGGUACCGACAAAAGCCAUGUUGUCACACUGUUACUUCCGAAGAACACCCUUCCGCGACGCCAAGUUUACCGUGUGGAGACGGACGUUCCAGCGAGAGUUCUGUCGUUUCCAGGCGAUCACACCGAGGUCGUCACUCAGCCUAACCGCAGAGGCGAGUACAAACUCGCUGUUUCAUUGGCUCGAAGUGGCACCUUCCACGGGAUGCUCGUUUUCUCGCUUGUGGACCACGAGUUGACGGAGCACAGACCAAAACAUCGUCUGCACUACGAGCUGAAUAUUCGAAUUAAAUCGGCUCCACCAAUAGGAACGCUUGAAGUGGUCUGCCCGUGUUUGGAGGUGAAGGAAAUCGUCUUGCCACUUAAAUACCCCGAUCUAAGGACUGGUGAACGUCUUCAAGUGAUGUUGGAUGGCCCCGACCUAAGUGGUCCAGAUGUUGUAGAAGUUGACACCGACCAGUGCGAGUACAUCGCUCAGUACCGACCGACGCGUCUUGGCACAUCCGAGGCAAGCCUCACGUUCUACAACCGGUUCACAAGCGAAUUCUGGAUCAGAUUAAUUUUAACUGCGCUUCCACCAUUGCCCAUUACAGUUGCCCCAGUGUCCUGCGAAUUGGGCAGAGCCAUCGUGGAUACCGUUAAAGUUGAAAAUCCAACCGCUCAGCAAUAUCAACUGAAUGCAGAGAUUACCAACCCAGACGUCUAUUCCAUUGAAUCGUUCUUUAUGCAGGGAGAAGAGAAGGAAUACCACGUGACGGACAAUGGUAUCUCCCUUCUCCCGCUUGCCACUCUUCGUUUAAAUGUUGCCUUUCAACCGCAGGAAUAUGGAGAGGAGUUGAAUGCAGGCGAGAUCAUUCUUCGGUGUACGGAGUUUCGUGAACUGCGUGUAGUUCUACGUGGCGAAGGUCUUCUUCCAUCACCGACUCGAGAAGUAACCGUCAAGUCCGACGUCGAAGGGACGAAACGAUUUUCAAUACCGUUUGCUAAUCCGUUCCCCUACACAAUCGAAGUUACUCAUUACGUCACAGCAAAAAAAUGCAAAGAUGCCCUCCUCGAGAGACAUCUUGAAGCCUUUGAAGUCGUUGGAAAGAAGUCACAACUGCUUCAAGCCAAACAGACCACGAAUCUCCCGUGUGCCUUCACUCCCUCGCACAUGCAAAUCUAUGAAGUUGUCUUCAACGUGGGCGUCAGAAAGCUCUCUCCAACAGACGGUGCGCCAUGGAAACAACACGAAAUCGUCUGGUCGUAUCCUGUCAAGGGCAUAGCGGUUAUGCGUGGCUUUCAAGAACCAUCUCCACGCACACUCCUGAAGGAACACGUGUACCCCUGUGAAGAACCCACUCCGAACAGACCCGCUCGAAUCGAGGGAGAAGCGAGAAGUUCGACGUCAUUUCGGCUUUGUUUAAAUCUGGCCGGUUACCUUGACAACCGAGAGAGGUGUGGAGAGGAAGGCAGCUUUACUUGGUCAUUUUCAGUGCAGACGUCUGGCGAUGACCUGUUAGAUGCAGCAGCACUUGUCAACGUCUCUGUUAAGCUGAGACGGGAGUCUUGCACCGUGGAUCCCAUGACUGGUGUUGCAAAUCUUGCAUUCAUCGGAACCUUCGAACCACCGAGGUCCUUUGAAAUUAUGGCGACACUGAGUGUGACUUCGGUGAUUGGCGGCGAAUGGCAAUUUCCAGUCUUCCUGCAGGCCAGACGGACUGAGUUGGUUGAAAGUAAAAUCACCUUCUUCUCCGACAACCUGCACAAACCCAUCCACAGGAAUCUACUCCUGGACAGUGGGGAACCAACCUCGGCGAAGUUCAGAGUAAUCUUUGUCAAACCGGGCGCCAGUGCGUUUUCACUCGCACAUACAUCAGGCGUGUUGCCACCUCAGGGGGCUGGAUAUUUCACUCUACAAAUAACCUACGCACUCAAAAAUUAUGGACGGGUAACCAAGACGAAAAUCGUCGUCCAGAAAUGGUAUGAGAGCAUGUACCUGUCACCAGUAGAAGCCCCUGUGUGCCUAUUGGUCGAGAACAUCGAAGUGCCGGAUCGGCCUUUUGAUUGGUUAGUAAAGGAUCUUUCGCUGCUCUAUGUGAUUGGACAAAAUGGAGAAGGUUUACUUGAUUGUGAAACUGUGAUCUAA
Mesocestoides corti is the source of this 7428-nucleotide messenger RNA. Lineage: Eukaryota; Metazoa; Platyhelminthes; Cestoda; Cyclophyllidea; Mesocestoididae. The record is from the annotation of a GenBank genome assembly.